GACAGUAGGAAGAUGGCGGCGGCCCCGCUGUACUGUGUCUGCCGGCAGCCUUACGAUGUGAGCCGGUUUAUGAUCGAGUGCGACAUCUGUAAAGACUGGUUUCACGGCAGCUGUGUGCAGGUAGAAGAGCAUCAUGCCGUGGAUAUCGAUGUCUACCACUGUCCCAACUGUGAUGUGGUACAAGGACCCUCCCUGAUGAAAAAGCGCAACAACUGGCACAGGCACGACUACACGGAGGCAGACGAUGGAUCCAAGCCGGUGCAGGCCGGCACUCCAAUGUUCGUAAAGGAGCUACAGAGCAGGACCUUUGCCAGUGGCGAGGAGAUCCUCAUGCGGAUGAAGGGCGAGCAGGUGACAACCAGGUACCUGGAGAGACACGGCUUCAGCUACCCCAUAGGGGUCACCGAGAUGGAGGGACUGGGACUCAAACUACCCAGUCCGACUUUCUCUGUCAAAGAUGUGGAGCAGUAUGUGGGUGGUGACAAAAUCAUCGAUGUGAUAGAUGUGGCCCGGCAGGCGGACAGCAAAAUGAAGCUAAGCGAGUUUAUCAAGUAUUUCACCACACCGCAGCGACCGAAAGUCCUCAACCUCAUCAGCCUGGAGUUCUCAGACACAAAGAUGUCGGAGCUGGUGGAGGUUCCCGACGUGGCUCAGAAGAUGUCCUGGGUGGAGAACUACUGGCCUGAUGACUCCUUCUUCCCAAAACCCUUUGUCCAGAAGUACUGCCUUAUGGGGGUCAAGGACAGCUACACAGAUUUCCACAUAGACUUCGGAGGCACCUCUGUCUGGUACCAUGUUCUCUGGGGUGAGAAGAUCUUCUACUUGAUCAAGCCCACCCCCACCAACCUUGCACUAUAUGAGGCAUGGAGCUCCUCGCCCAAUCAGAGUGAAGUGUUCUUUGGGGACAAAGUGGAAAAGUGCUACAAGUGUGUUGUGCCCCAAGGAAUCACCCUGCUCAUCCCUACAGGCUGGAUCCAUGCUGUUCUCACCUCUCAGGAUUGCAUGGCGUUUGGAGGGAACUUCCUUCACAACCUCAAUAUUGGCAUGCAGCUCAGGUGUUAUGAAAUGGAGCGUCGUCUGAAAACUCCAGACCUCUUUAAGUUUCCGUACUUUGAGGCCAUCUGUUGGUAUGUGGCCAAGAACCUCCUGGAAACAUUAAAAGAGCUACGAGAGGACAACUGUCCGCCGCCGACCUACCUGGUAGAAGGAGUCAAGGCUUUAAUCGGUGCACUGAGGACGUGGUUGAAAAGAGAGGUGACUGAGCCCUCCAGUGAGGUACCAGACAAUAUCAGGCCAAACCAUCUUAUUAAAGAGCUGACCAAGGAAAUCCGCUACCUGGAGGAGGAACCGGUCAAUGGUAGCAAGCCAGUGAAAUCUCAGGGAAAUGUGUGUGGAGUAGCGUCCGGAUCAAACGGUUGCCCGGCCACUCGCUCCACGCUUGACAAGAUGUGCCAGGCCCGACGGGCGAGGAGGGCAGCCAGGAGGCUGAGGGAGCAGCAGCGACAGGCCCCCAAACUGCCCACCAACCUGGACAUCUUAGAGCAGCACACCAUGGAGGUGCUGAAGAGGCUGGAGGUGGGACCGCUGGAGGAGGAUGCGGCGUUCUGUGCCAAGGUUCAUGGAAAGCUCAACAAAGUGUCAACAGCAUCAGCUGCUGCUGCAGAGUCUUUGGACGACAACCACCUGCGGCUAAUGCUGGUCAACGGCAGAAUAAUCAGAGAUUUAAGGCGGCCAGCCAGCAGCCCGGUGAAGACGGAGGGUGAGAGAUCAUCUGACAGCCAAGGCCCACCAAAGAGCUGUGUGUAUGUGAAGUCUGAGAGGACGCAGGAGGGUAAAGAGCAGCACAGCACGGUGGAGAAACCCACACUCCUCAGGGGUCUGGAGAGGAUUAAGACUGAACUCAGGGAAGAAGCCUCCGGACACUCAAGUGUGUCGGACUUGGAGUCAGACAGCGACUCGCCCACAGAGCGCAAAGGAUCAUCGUCGUCGUCUUCGUCGUCGUCCUCGUCGUCGUCAUCAUCCUCGUCGUCGUCCUCGUCUGGGGAGGAUUCAGACAGUUCCCAGGAGGAGGAGGAAGAGGAGAGGGGCUCAUCUCAGCAGAAAGGCUCAGGGCACACCAUAGAGCUGGACCAGUCUGGCCAGAAACUCAGGCACAAACACAAACCACUCAAACGAGAACGUCCUACCUCACCCGGCACAGAAGAGGCCAUUCAGGGGAUGCUGUCUAUGGCCGGUCUGCUGUGCUCCUCUGAGCAGGAGAAGGUAGGCUCGUCCCAGGAGCCCUGGUGGUCCAGCUCUGCCCAGAGCUCGCCGCUGGAGCAGAGGGAGGCAACGCAGCAUCAGCACCAGCACCGACUGCAGCCGGAGAAGAGCCCGAUGGACAGCCAGGGCAACAGCAGCGAGGCCUGGGACAAUCAGGGGAUCCCCAGCCCAGAGACAGACUACCAGUACUGUGACCCCUCAAUGUCGCCACCUCUGCACCCCUCCAAGAGACACGCCCCAAACCCCCCACCCAUCAGCAAUCAGGCCACCAAAGGCAAGAGGCCCAAAAAAGGAAUGGCCACAGCCAAGCAGAGACUGGGAAAGAUCCUCAAACUCAACCGACACAAUCGCGUCUUUGUCUAGCACUCCAAACCUUCGAAACCUGCAAAAAGAAGUUGGGA
Molecule: messenger RNA, 2663 nt
Organism: Labrus mixtus (cuckoo wrasse)
Lineage: Eukaryota; Metazoa; Chordata; Actinopteri; Labriformes; Labridae
Gene: kdm7aa
Product: lysine (K)-specific demethylase 7Aa
Exons: 18
Coding region: 13-2625 (870 amino acids)
Biological process (GO): regulation of transcription by RNA polymerase II; protein demethylation
Molecular function (GO): transcription coregulator activity; histone demethylase activity
Source: RefSeq, a predicted model, not a curated record